Molecule: messenger RNA, 1692 nt
Organism: Pseudophryne corroboree (corroboree frog)
Lineage: Eukaryota; Metazoa; Chordata; Amphibia; Anura; Myobatrachidae
Gene: LUC7L
Product: LUC7 like
Exons: 9
Coding region: 255-1193 (312 amino acids)
Biological process (GO): mRNA splice site recognition
Cellular component (GO): U1 snRNP; U2-type prespliceosome
Molecular function (GO): mRNA binding
Source: RefSeq, a predicted model, not a curated record
UACAGCCACCCCGCUACCCCUCCCCUAUCCCCCCUAUACUGAUCAGUUGUAAUACAGCGCUCAGGCCGGACCCCGUGCUGCGUGCUACGUGUCCCUACCCGGAGCUCUGAUCAGACUGGGACCUCCACUUCCGGUUCCUCCAUCUUCCCACAAUCCUCCUGUGUUGUGGCCGCCUGACUGGGCUGAGGGAGGAGGACAGAGGCGGAGAGGGAGCGCAGUGUGUCCGGGCAGGCAGAGGCCGCUCAGCAUCGAUCAUGUCGGCUCAGGCCCAAAUGAGAGCUCUGCUGGACCAGCUGAUGGGCACGGCCCGGGACGGUGAUGAGACCCGGCAACGUGUAAAGUUUUCAGAUGAUCGUGUCUGCAAAAGUCACCUCCUUGAUUGCUGUCCGCAUGACAUUCUUGCAGGAACGAGGAUGGACUUAGGUGAGUGCACCAAGAUUCACGACUUGGCACUGAGAGCGGAUUAUGAAAUUGCCAGCAAGGAGAAAGAUUUAUUCUUUGAGCUUGAUGCUAUGGAUCAUUUGGAGGCCUUUAUAGCGGAGUGUGACAGAAGGACUGAACUUGCAAAGAAACGUCUUGCUGAAACCCAAGAGGAGAUAAGUGCAGAAGUUGCUGUAAAGGCAGAAAAAGUUCAUGAAUUGAAUGAAGAGAUUGGAAAGCUACUGGCAAAAGCUGAACAGCUUGGGGCUGAAGGAAAUGUUGAUGAGUCACAAAAGAUUCUAAUGGAGAUGGAGAGAGUAAAGGCCAGAAAAAGAGAGGCAGAGGAUGAAUACCGCAAUUCAAUGCCCGCUUCUAGCUUUCAGCAGCAGAAACUGCGGGUUUGUGAAGUCUGUUCUGCUUACCUUGGACUGCAUGACAAUGAUCGCCGACUUGCAGAUCACUUUGGUGGAAAAUUGCAUCUAGGGUUUAUUCUCAUCCGAGAAAAACUUGAGCAAAUGAGAAAAACAGUGGCAACCAAGCAGGAAAAACGGAACCAGGAUCGCUUGCGGAGGAGAGAGGAACGAGAUAAAGAAGAGCGAUCGGGAAAAAGGUCACGAUCCAAGGAGCGAAAGAGACGAAGAUCGCGAUCCACUUCUCGCGAGAAGCGAAGGUCAAGGUCUAGGGAUCGGCAUAGACAUCAUCGUAGUCGCUCGGGAAGUCGCAACACAAGUUACCAUGGCAGUUCACGAGAUAGGGAACGAUCAAAAAAAUAAUUACUGAGAAGAUCAGAUGAGAUCACACAAACACCGUAUUUGAGUCUUGAAGUCUAACUUUGCAUAUGGGGAACUUGCAGUACUUCAAAUAACAUUCUUUGUGUUGUAUUUUUAAGUAAUCCAGCAAUGUUCUAUAAAUGAUAAUAAAGCUUUUUUCUUACUGAAAACUCACAUUUGAUAAACCUAAUUUUUUUUAUUGUUUUCAAAAUAGCUAAGUUACAAAAUUAUAUUCUGCUUGCCCUCAGUUUGAAAGUAGUUUGAGUAUAAUUAAAAAUAUUUGUUUAGUGUAUGAAUUUUGUUUUAUUGUGGGUUUUUAUUGAUUGUUUGUUUUUUUUUGUUUUUUUAAAUGUGUGUGGGGGGGAGGUCUGGGGGAGAGAGAGGAUGGAUGGGAGUUUGUAAUAUACCAAAAACUGUUAAUGUAGUUUUCAUGUGGUUUAAACCUGUAUAACAUUUGUAGAUAGUAUUCAGAUUAAACAUGUUUGCUUCUGCAGUAAUAAUA